This is a messenger RNA of Corythoichthys intestinalis (scribbled pipefish), 4477 nucleotides long. Its product is annotated as kinesin-like protein KIF23. The record is from RefSeq and is a predicted model, not a curated record. Lineage: Eukaryota; Metazoa; Chordata; Actinopteri; Syngnathiformes; Syngnathidae. The transcript is spliced from 21 exons. Gene Ontology annotation, biological process: microtubule-based movement; mitotic spindle midzone assembly. Gene Ontology annotation, cellular component: nucleus; microtubule; kinesin complex. Gene Ontology annotation, molecular function: microtubule binding; ATP binding; ATP hydrolysis activity. The coding region runs from base 1442 to 4093 and encodes 883 amino acids.
CAGCAAUGAGAGAGGAUGUAUCAGUAUGUCGAUGGAAAUGAAAUACGCCAAGUUUUGGCUAAAAGACAACUUAUUCUCCGUCAAUUCUUCCUACAAAUGCAACGUUGAGCUGCAACCACCUCAAUAGGUUAUGGGCCCAGGAGUCAUUCGAAGGUAAAGUCAGUUUCCACCGUGUAGAAGGUCGCGAAGGACAGCGUGCUCACGGACUGCUGAUUAGCGGAAAAAGCUAACAAGCAACAUGGAUCCACGAGGAACAAGUAGGUUACCUCGACUGGCAUUUGAUGGAGAUGAAGCUAAAUAUGAACUCUGGGGAAACUAAAAUGUUGGGACAUUUUCAUCUAAUCGGGCUAAAGAAGACAGUGCUGGUAGGACCAACCACUGAAGCCGAGAGAGAAAAUGAUGAAAUGAAAAAUGCGGACGCCUAUGCUGAAAUGAUACAACUUCUUGAUGAUAAAAGCCUCUCGUUAAUAAUAAGAGAUGCGCCAAAUGACGGAAGAAAAGCUCUGAAAAUAUUAAGAGAAUAUUAUGCUGGGAAGGGAAAACCCAGGAUUAUAAAUUUGUACACCAUGCUAACAUCUCUUCAAAAGGGAACCGAAGAAAGCAUAGUGGACUACAUAAUAAGAGCUGAGACCGCCAUCACAGCAUUGCGAAAUGCAGGUGAAACAUUGGGAGAUGGUCUACUUAUCGCAAUGGUCUUGAAGGGGCUGCCAGAAAAUUACAAGCCAUUUACAAUUCAUGUGGCGCAUACCGAUGAGAACAUGACAUUUGCAGAAUUCAAAACCAAACUCCGAAGUUUUGAAGAAACGGAAAAAUUAAAUGCAGAAGAAUCAAGCGACAGAGUGAUGAAGACUCAAGCAAGAGCUUCAAAGCAAACCACAAAAGCAAACGCUCGUGACCGGAUCAAAGACGACACAGAGUUGGUGUGCCUCAAAUGUGGGAUCAAAGGCCACCGUGCAAAAUCAUGUCGAUAAAAGACAUGGUGUAGUUGGUGCAAAACGGACACGCACAAAGACACCACUUGCAGAAGCAAGGAAACACCGGACGGAGCGAGAAAAAUUGCUGAAGAUGGAGAUCCUGACUCCGCGUUCAAGUUGAGAGAUGAACAGCCCGAACCCAGGCGGCAGGAUACACACAGCAUCCGGGAACGAGGCCUGAUGGUGGACACGGGAGCGACAUCUCAUAUCAUCACUGACGUGACCAAGUUCAAAAGCUUCCAGGAGAUGUUCAAACCAGAGAACCACAGCGUCGAGUUGGCAGAUGGUACCAGGUGCAGUGGAGUCACACUAAAAAAGAGGAGAUGCAGAGUGCUACCUGAUUGACAACAGAGGACAGCAGCGCAAGGCAACACUCAGAAAUGCACUCUUCAUACCAUUGUACCCACAAGACAUUUUUUCGGUGAAAGCAGCAACAUCGAGUGGAGCCACGGUACUUUUCAAAGAAGAUGCAGUACUCCUUCAAAAAAGUCUUUGGUAUAAAUACCACUCAAAUGGAGCUCUUUGAGGUGGUUGCCAAACCUCUAGUAGAGGACCUCAUUCAGUGUAAAAAUGGUCUGCUGUUUACAUAUGGUGUCACUGGAAGUGGUAAGACCUUCACUAUGACCGGCUCGCCUGGAGAGGGUGGACUUCUACCUCGCUCCCUGGACAUGCUCUUCAACAGUAUUGGCCCUUUUCAGGCCAAAAGAUUUGUGUUCAAGUCAGAUGACAAAAAUGGGAUUGACAUCCAGAAUGAUGUUGACGCUCUCCUGGAGAGACAGAAGCGAGAUGCUCAACCUUUAAUGCCCAAAACAAACUCCUCGAGGCAGAAGGCAGACCCAGAAUUUGCAGACAUGAUCAGUCCACAAGGGGAAUGUAAAGCUGAGAAUGUGGAUGAAGACUGUUGCUACAGUAUCUUUGUGUCUUACAUUGAGGUCUAUAACAACUACAUCUAUGAUCUUCUUGAAGACGCCCCCUUUGAUCCUAUUAGACCAAGAGCGCCUCAAUCCAAGAUUCUACGUGAAGAUCAAAAUCAUACCAUGUAUGUUGCUGGCUGCACAGAAGUUGAGGUCAAAUCUACAGAGGAGGCAUUUGAAGUAUUCUGGAGGGGUCAAAAGAAAAGGAGGAUUGCAAACACUCAACUGAACCGUGAAUCCAGUCGUUCCCACAGCGUCUUUACUUUAAAGCUGGUUCAGGCACCUCUCGAUUCUGAUGGUGACCACAUUCUACAGGACAAAAACCAGGUGACUGUGAGCCAGCUGUGUUUGGUUGACCUGGCAGGUAGCGAACGCACCAGCAGAACAAGAGCAGAGGGGAGCCGUUUGCGUGAAGCAGGUAAUAUAAAUCAGUCUUUGAUGACCCUGCGCACAUGUAUGGAAGUCCUCCGAGAGAACCAGAUGUGUGGAACAAAUAAGAUGGUGCCAUACAGGGAUUCUAAAGUCACUCAUCUUUUUAAGAACUACUUUGAUGGAGAGGGAAAGGUUAAGAUGAUUGUCUGCGUCAACCCAAAAGCUGACGAUUACGAGGAAACAAUGGCUGUAAUGCGGUUUGCAGAGAUGACACAGGAAGUGGAAGUUGCACGGCCAGUUGAUAGGCCAAUCUGUGGUCUUGCUGCAGGACGUAGGCAAAAAAAUCAGGCCUUCAAGGAGGAGUUGUCCCGUCGCCUGGAUGAACGAGGGAUUGUAGAUGACCCAGCUCUGCUUGAUCAACUGAUUGAAAGCUUUCCACCUUUGCCUCCCUGUGACCUGGUGGAUCCAGGAGAUGAUCAGACUCUACCACGCCUGAUUGAGGUUCUGGAGAGAAGGCAUCGUAUUCGCCAGCUGAUGACUGAGCAGUUCAAGAAAACUGCCAAUAUGCUGAAUUCCAUGCUUCAGCAGUGUGAUGGUCAGUUUGGUGUUAAUCAAAACUUAAUCCAAGACCAGCAAAGCAAUUUGAGCGAGAAGGAAAAGGUUAUUUUCAACCAAAGGGCAGAGAUCGAACGACUAACAAAGAAAUCCAAGACCAUGGAGUAUAAGAUUGAUAUUCUGCAAAAGACCACAAACAUGUAUGAAGAUGACAAACGCUUGCUAAAGCGGGAGCUGGAAACACAUUCUCAGAAGCUCCAGGAGGAACUGUUACAGAGGAAGCGAAUGGAGAAGUACAUGCAGGGAUUGGUCUCGGACACAAAACACAAAUGGGAAAAGGAGUGUGAGAGAAGGGUGAAUGCCAAACAGCUGGAGAUGCAGAACAAGUUAUGGGUGAGAGAUGAAAAGUUGAAGCAGCUCAAAGCGAUUGUUGCUGAGAACAGCAGCAGCAGUAACGCAGAGCGACCAGAAAAACCAGAACGGCCCUCCAGAAACGGAGAUCACAACUACGGCCAGAAGAGGUCUGGCUCGCCAUCACCGCCUCCUGACACCCGACAAGCAUCUUCCCAACAAAGUCAAGUUAAAUUUAGAACAGUUCAGGAUGAAUCCCCCACCAACGGUUCAUCUUAUACAUCAGUGGCAACCUCCAUAUCUGUGUGGGAGCAGAGGUGCCCUGUAGACUCAUUCUCGCAAAAUAGAGAAGCGGGGACCCCUCGGUGCAGGAACUGGACUCCUGCCAGCAGUGCGUGUCGCAGGAGAGGCCAACGCUUUGCCCCCGAAACUGAGGCCCCUGCAACCCGUCUGGUCAAUGAUCUAGACCUAGAGGCAGGCAUAAGGGCGACUCGGGAAAUUAAUCCAGUGCACAGACGUUCACACUCUGCAGGUGGGGUGAAAUGGGUAGACCACAAACCAGCUUCUAAUGUCGACAUAGGCACUGUCAUGCAGCCAAUCAUACCCAAUGCAAUCCAAGUGUCUUCCCCAAGUGAGAAAACUCUGGAUAAAUGUCAAAAGUAUGUUCUUAGACAUCAAGAGCUUGCCUCUGAUGGGGAGAUUGCCACCAAGUUGAUCAAGGGAAACAUUUUUAAAACAAGAAGUGGGGGAAAGGCUGUAGAGUUCACUGAUGUUGAGACAUUACGGCAGGAGGGCCCAAUUGCGCCAAGUCGCAAGAGGAGAUCAGGUUCUGCAGAGACACAAAAUAACACACCAGACCAAGAAAAUUGGGCUCCUGGUGAAAGCACAAGCAUGGCCCUUGGGUAUCAAAAACGCAGGAGGCCUUGAAGAUUUUUUUGUUUUGUUUUUGUAACGCUUUGAAUCCUAUUUUGACAUGACAUUUUAGAAUGCGUUUACAAUGCAUUAAGAUUCAUAGUCGUAAUGUACUGGAUUAUCGAUGCUAAUUUUUCUGUCCUGCUUUUUUGAACACCUGAUAACUUUAUACUGCCUCACAAGAUGUAAUAAGAUUUUUUGGAAUAAGUUUGUUAAAUAGUCAUAAAAUUCUAUGAUCAGCAUCAACUGUAUAUACUUAAAGCUAUGAAGUAGAUUUUGUCGAAAUUGAUGUUUGUAAAUACGUGUAACGAUGCUUUCAUUUUUUUAUUUCUGUAGAAAACACUCUAUAAGAUGCACUGCUUUUUUUUGGUGGCAUUAAAUCUAUUCAAAUGAAUUGAC